Dendronephthya gigantea is the source of this 1252-nucleotide messenger RNA. RefSeq names its product gem-associated protein 2-like. The coding region runs from base 120 to 941 and encodes 273 amino acids. Gene Ontology annotation, biological process: spliceosomal complex assembly; spliceosomal snRNP assembly. NCBI's taxonomy places the organism in Eukaryota, Metazoa, Cnidaria, Anthozoa, Malacalcyonacea, Nephtheidae. The transcript has 11 exons. Gene Ontology annotation, cellular component: nucleus; spliceosomal complex; SMN complex. The record is from RefSeq and is a predicted model, not a curated record.
GACUGGGGUGAUUUGUUUAUGUUUAUUGUUUACUAACUUUACUUCGGAGUUUGGUUUGGAGUCAAAUCAAUCAAUCAAUCAAUCAUUCAAAAAUCAAAAUGAGAAAUUAUUGAAAGGGCAUGGAGCCGGUGUUUAGUCUGAAACAUCUGAGUAAUGGGAAAGAUAAGACGAAAAAUAGCUUAACAGAUACUUCUUCCUUUCCUUCUACUGCUUAUGACUAUUUAAAACAUGUACAAGAUGAAGCUGCAUGUUGUCCAGAUAUUGUUGUUGCCACUAUGGACUGUAGUGUUUUUAGUGCAAAUCAAGAUCCAAAUUUCACAACUGUGGAGGCAAUAAAAACAUCAGAAGACAACAAAGUGCCAUCGGCAGAGUGGAAAAAUGAACAGGUUUCUGCUUUUGCUGAAAUCAGACAGUUUUUAGCUCAUCAAAAAGCAUUGUUUAAAGAAAAAAAAAUAAAGAAAAGGAAAUUGCCUGAUGCAGAGAAUGAACAUCGUUGGUUUCAAUUUUGCAUUGGCAAUAAUAUACAACUAAGCAACAACCAAUGUGAAGAAGAAACAGAAGGUGCUGGUGAAGAUGUCCAGGAUGAAGUGAGAUUAUCUCCAAAAUAUGAGGAUAAUUCUGGAACACCAGCGCUUUUAAGUAUUAUUUGUCAAAUGAAUCAGUCAACUGUGUUAAUGGUUUUGGAUCAUCACAUCAACUGGUUGAAAAGACAACCAUUUACUGUGUUGCAGGGACAAUGGAUUUAUGCCUUACUCACGGCCAUUGAGAAACCUCUUCUUCCAGACUCAACAUACUCCCUUCGAACAUUAGCAAGAUUGUGUUCAAAGCAAAAAGAAAAGUUGACCCCAGAACAGAAAGAUGAAAGAGCAGCUCUAUAUCUGAUCAUCCUUCUAGUUAUGAGAUAUUUUGGACAGAGUGAUUUGGCGGGACCGGCGUCAUGACAUUUGUUUCCUCCGCUUGAGGAAAAAAAUCUCACAAAGUCAGAAAAUGGAUGUAAAUUUAACUGACAUACAAACCUUAAGGCUUAAAAUAUUUCAAUAAGCACGACAAAUGGACUAUGGACAAAAGAAGCAAUUAAUUAUAAAUUCUACUUUGUCGUUUGGGGUAUAUAAAUGUGAAAAUGGUUUUCACUGAGCUUGUACAAUAAUUCAAGAACAGAGAAAAUGAUAUCUGUUCUGCUAUGACCCUGGCUAUAACUGUAGUUUUCACGGAAACCACGGAAAUGUAUCGAUCAAUCUGAAAGUUAGCUACA